CUAACUAGUUAAAAAAAACAAAAAACGACAGGACAGCUACUUGACAUCAAAACAUACGGAUGUCGAUCGACCGCACAGUUAAUGAGGUUGAAUUUUAAUUGUGCGGCGUUGAGGACACGUUCGAGCUGAUAUUCAGCAACGAUGUGGAGGAGACACGCCGUGAAUUUGGAGCAAAGCGACCGUGUUUUCUUGCUAGCAGCUCGGUGGCUAAGUUGUCCCCUGUAGCUUGGUAACGCCAAGGUGGCGUUCAGGGGCCAUUGAACGUUAACGGAGCAUCCAGGGCAGAUGUUUAAUACUCGGACCGGAUGAAAAUCAAACCCUGCUGUCGUCCUGUCCGGCGGAUGGGACAGUGCGAAAGGCUUUAAUUCACCACCGAUGUCUUGAGUCUGUUUUGUGGGUCAGCUGUGCGUCGUGGUGGUAGUAGUGGCGGCGGCGGUGGGACGGAACCUGGGCCAUUGUUGUGCCCUGCCGCAUAAGCAUGAGCUGGGUUCAUCAGCUUUUGUGGCAUGUGAAAGCGUACUAAGAAGAAGCUCCACUCUCGGUCAUGGAGGCUCGCUUUGGCAACAUCGUGUUCAGCUCCAAGUUCGACUCGGGCAACCUGGCCCGUGUGGAGAGGAUGACCAAGCGCACGCCGAGCCCCCAUAAUGACGGCGGCGCUCACGCAGGGGGGGCGGCCUCUGCCGCCAACCUGCCCGACUACGAGUUCAACGUGUGGACGCAGCCUGACUGUGCCGGCACGGAACACGAGAAUGGCAACAGGUCGUGGUUCCACUUCAGCGUGCACGGCGUGGCGCCUGGCAAGCUGCUUAAGAUCAACGUGAUGAACAUGAACAACCAGAGGAAACUCUACAGUCAAGGCAUGACGCCUCUCGUACGGACUUCCCCCGGCAAGAAUAAGUGGGAGAGGAUCCGAGACAGACCCGCUACCGAGGUACCAAACACACACCGAUCAAAUAGGAACAGUGAUAUUAUUAAUACUAACAAUGAUUUAGCUUUUGCUCCUCUUGUUCUCCAGAUUGUACGCAACCAGUUCAUCCUGUCCUUCACUCACCGUCUGCUGGAGAUUCGAGGUGCCACCACCUUCUUCUCCUUCUGCUUCCCUUUCUCGUACGCCGAGUGCCAGGAGAUGCUGCAAUGCUUGGACGACAGCCACUGUGACGCAACCCAGCUCGGUUCUGACAGCCCCACAGACGAUGUUUAUUACCGGCGUGAGCUGCUGUGUCGCUCUCUGGACGGCAACCGCGUGGACCUCCUCACUGUGACCAACUGCAGCGGCAUGCGGGACGAGCGCGAGCCGCGUCUACCGCAGCUCUUCCCAGACGCCGACACGCCUCGACCUCACCGCUUUGACAACAAAAAGGUGUUCUUCCUGAGCAGCCGCGUGCACCCCGGAGAGACGCCGUCCUCGUUCGUCUUCAACGGUUUCCUGGACUUUAUUCUGCGGAAAGACGACCCGCGAGCCCACGCGCUCAGAAACAUGUUCGUCUUCAAGCUUAUACCCAUGCUCAACCCGGAUGGCGUUGUGAGAGGCCACUACAGGACUGAUUCACGGGGCGUGAACCUGAACAGGCAGUAUAUGAAUCCCAGCCCUGAGCUGCACCCGUCCAUCUACGCUGCCAAAACGCUGCUGCUCUACCACCACUUGCGCAGCCGUACGACGCACAACAACGCGCGACCCGGCGAGGCCCAGGCGCCUUCCCUUCACGUCCAAGCCCCUCUUCCUCACGUGGAGUCUGCCGAUCAGCACGAAGUUCCUGCCCUCACCGCCCUGGAAGUCACCCUGAACCAGCGCAACGCGGCGAAGGAGGCGACUCUCCCCAAGCCCGAGCUUGCCCUGGUGACGGAGGAGAACGGGUGGACGGCGAAGGACGACAUCAGCAGCUCGUCCGGCUCCUUGGAGAUCGUCCCGGCCACUGCGCCACCGCCAGGUGGACCGCCACAGCUUCCAAAAGAGGGGGCAACGAAACUAGCGCAGGCGGAGGGAGAGGAUCGGGAAUCCAUUCAGCCAAAGGAGGGAGGCGUGGCCUACUAUGUGGACUUGCACGGUCACGCGUCCAAGCGGGGCUGCUUCAUGUACGGAAACAAUCUGCCUGAUGAGAGCCACCAGGUGGAGAACAUGCUGUACCCGAGGCUGAUGGCCAUCAACUCGCCACACUUCGACUUCCUGGGUUGCAACUUCUCCGAGAAGAACAUGUACGCGCGGGACAAACGCGACGGCCAAUCGAAGGAAGGCAGCGGACGGGUCGCCGUUCACAAAGCCAUCGGAAUCCUGCACAGCUACACGCUAGAGUGCAACUACAACACGGGAAAGGCUUUUAACCCCGUCCCAGCUGCAUGCCAUGACAACGGGCGGGCUACGCCCCCUCUCACGCCGACAUUUCCACUCAAGUACACGCCAGAAAUCUUCGAACAGGUGGGGCGCGCCGUGGCCAUCUCUGCACUGGACAUGGCCGAGUGCAACCCGUGGCCCCGCCUGGUCCUGUCGGAGCACAGUUGCCUGGGCAACCUGCGGGCGUGGGUGCUCAAGCACGUGCGCAGCACCAAGGCCCAGAGUGCCCACCUCGGCACCAACCCGCCGGCCAAGCAGCAGCAACACGGCAAGGCGUCGCCGCCCAAGACCUUCCUCAACGGUCUGAGCGACCCACCGUCCGAGGGUUCCUUCGUGCGGCUGCGCUGCAACAGCCAGAGCAGCGGCAGCUUGACGCCCUCCCCCAAGAUGCCCAACUCGCCCAGCUUCACUUUCGGGUGUCCCCCGCCGCGGGCGCACUCGCAGAGCCACGAUGGCGGCAGCGGGCGAGGCCGCGGCCACAAGUCUGCCGGACCCGUACGGGACGCCAAAACUGCGGAGAAGAGACGCCCGCCUCCUCACCAACGCACCAUCCUGCGUUCCCCCGGCAACAGCCACGCAUCUGCCCGCCCCCCUCCGCCACCCUCACUCCUUCUUUCCUCCUCGUCGUCGUCGUCGUCGGUGUGCGCGGCGGCGGCGGUCUCCUCGAGCAUGGCAGGCCUGGGCCCUGCAGACUUCCAGGCAGGCUCGGCGGCAGCCUGGUGCAAACCAGCUUUACCCGCACGUCCCGGCCGAGGCGGAAGAGGAAACCGAAACGCCGGCCACCGUCUGGCCGCAGCGACUGCGAAAGACUGUGGGCCUGAGCACAUCUUGGCCUCGGUCAAAUUUAGCAAGUGCGAGCUGCAGCCACACACGGGCGCACGCAACAGGAAGGCGGCGGCGUCCGACGGUGCCGCGGCGCGUCUCCCUAAAAGCCGCACCAACGUAAUCAUUCAAGCAGAUGACGAAGAGCGAAGCAAGCAGCAGACGUGUAUAGCCCACAAGAGGACCACCGCCCGAGCCCAUGUUGUGAAAUAGCGACCCCCGUGCUGACAAUUCCGGGAACUCCGCAUUUCCUCAACAACCUGUGUCGCCUCAUCAGAAAGACAAUGCUAACUUUGAAAGCGACAGCCGUUUCAUGUGCAGUUACCGUCAUUAGAUCGUGCGGCUGUUCUUAAUGGAGUGGCCAGUGAGUGUCACGUAUAUUUCCGUAUUGAGUCAGUGUACUGCAGUCGUAUUGUCGUUGUCAGGUUUAAGUGCCUUCACCACAGUGAGUGUAAGCAGAGAGUACCUUCAUUUUUAUCUUCAAACACUGUAGACUAUGACACCCUAACACAUACAAAUACAGUGGUACCUUGAUUUAAGGAGUGCCCCAACUUGCAGAUUUUUCAAGUUACGAGCAGUCUCUUGGUCUUUUUUUUUUUUAAUUUGUAUUUUGUUUUACUUUGUGUUGCAAACGAGCUUCAGAUGUGCUGCCACUCGAUUGAAAUGUUAACAAAUUUAGCAAUUGCAAUGUUGUAAUGCCCGCACAUGUAGGCAAGGAGAGCCAUACUUUCAAGUGUUUUUCCAACAGGACAAAAUGAGAACACACACACAAGGAGCUGCUGUAGUCCACAACUCGCACCCAGACGCUCACACGCAGACUAACCUGCUUCAGUUCAUGUCACUCACUAGGCCACGCCCCUUGAAGGCACACACCCAAUACACAAAUACUACAGUACGCACAGGAAUUACAUUUUAUAAGUGUUCCCUUGCUAUAUCACGGUUUACCUAUUGCGGAUUCGGUGCAUUGAUUUUAUUUUUUCAGAUUCAUAGUGCAAUUUUUUGUGGUAUGUUUACAUUUUUUAAAGGUGUUUUUAAGAGUAUAUAAAGUGGUUAAUAGAAUUGUCUGUGAAUGUUCAUACAGCUUUAAAAAAAAUGUAUAUGUGAGCGCUACUUUGGAGAUUUGACCUAUUGCAUGUGUGGUCCGGAACCUAACCCCCGCGAUAAACGAGGGAUUACUUUAUUUCUUUACAUUCUCUUGUAUGUAACAAAAAACAUUAUGGUGUUUUCAGGGCUGGAACGGAUUAAUUUAAUGGGACAAGUAAAUUGAGUCCCAAGCUUGGUCAAACUCUUAAAUCAGGUACCACUUUAUACACAUUUACUAACGAGCACCUUGUCAGUUAACCUCAUUCUAUUAGAUGUUGCCUCUAAGAAGUAUCCACUUUAAUGCUGCUCCUUUAAACACUCGAUGUUGUACAGAAGAUUGUGUGAUUUAAUUGAUUCUGGCAGGUUCCGUUCAAGCAAUACCCCCGACAAUUGUUACAAAAAUGAGUUAUAGACGUUCUCUUUAACUACCCUUAAGCUGAUCAAUUUUAAGUCAUUUAUGUCCCCUCCUGUGAUUAAGUGUAAUAAAUAUGUGUCCCAUGUAAUUAUAUAUUUUCUGUGGACCAGUAAGUGUUGAAUAUUAUGCUAUACAAGUAUUUUGGGACCAAAUAUUUGUCAUUUGUUCGUGAUCUGUACAUUGCUAUUUUACUGUGGCUAUAGGUCAAUGAUGAUUAAUAUUUAUUUUGGAAUAUUUUUGUUCUGAUGGUGAGAUGGCAAAUUUUUCUCUAAUAUAAGGUAGGUAGGUGCCUUGGCUCAAAGGUUAGGUAACUGCAUAUAAAACCAUUACAGAUAUAUAUAUUUUUUUUCUGCAUUUUUAUUUAGAAAAAAAAAACUACUGCACAAU
Phycodurus eques (leafy seadragon) is the source of this 5036-nucleotide messenger RNA. It is a transcript of the gene agbl5, whose product is annotated as AGBL carboxypeptidase 5. NCBI's taxonomy places the organism in Eukaryota, Metazoa, Chordata, Actinopteri, Syngnathiformes, Syngnathidae. Gene Ontology annotation, molecular function: metallocarboxypeptidase activity; zinc ion binding. The coding region runs from base 545 to 3364 and encodes 939 amino acids. The transcript is spliced from 15 exons. Gene Ontology annotation, biological process: proteolysis; protein deglutamylation. The record is from RefSeq and is a predicted model, not a curated record.